This is a messenger RNA of Heterostelium album PN500, 1341 nucleotides long. RefSeq lists its product as uncharacterized. The record is from RefSeq and is a predicted model, not a curated record. Bases 1 to 1341 code for a protein of 446 amino acids. NCBI's taxonomy places the organism in Eukaryota, Evosea, Eumycetozoa, Acytosteliales, Acytosteliaceae. The transcript has 3 exons.
AUGGAUAUAAAUCAUAGCCAUCCAAAUCAAGUUGCACACCAACCACAACAACAACAGCAACCACCACAACAACAUCAUUUGAAUCAACAUCAUUUGAUGUCAGAUUGUGUAAAGGAUGGUACAUUGGCUUAUAUCUAUGUGUUAGAGGAUUCACUGCUAUCGGACAACUCAUUCCAAUACCAAAAUGAACCGGUUCCCAAGAACUAUGAAUUCCUAAAGCAUCUCUCCACCAAAUCUCCCGAUAAACUAAAGAAUAUCCUACAGUCUCCAUUCACCAUAAACCCGUCUUCCGCCGACAUGUCUGAAAACAAAGAAAUAUUCGAUUUCACAAAAUUCUUUGAAGUCAAAGAUGCAACUAUAUUUCAUGAUAACAAUAGUAUAAAGAGAUAUGCAAGAUUUCACUUGAAUUUGACACUGAAGUUCAUGGGCUGCAAAUCGAUCCAUGCCCGUCACAUUACGAGUGCCAUCUUUGAGCAACUUGAAAAGUGCCGUGUCGCAGCGCAUUCACAGAGCCUGCAGUUCAAACGCUGUCCUAUGACUCCACCGACUUCCACUUCGACGGUGGUCGCUCUCAACUCGAAUGCGACCGACACCAUCUACUGCGUCGGUAUGCUCAAGAGCACAUUCUUUUACAUCGUUGGAUAUAUCAUCUCCACCUACCAAUACUCAAAGCCACAGUAUAUCUCUGAUUUCCCAGUGGCUUGCGAUGUACAAGAGAAGAAGCAUUCGUUCACCAUUUUGUUGGGUGGCACCAGUGGUUGCGGAAAGAGCACACUGACAGCACUUCUCGCCAGUCGUAUCGGAUUUGCCGCUGUCAUAUCCACAGACAACAUCCGUCAGAUUCUGAGGAAAUUCAUCAGCAGAACAGAAUCACCUAUAUUAUGGGCAUCUACCUAUCAUGCCGGUGAAAUCAUUUCCGAUCCAUCAUUAUCACAUAAAGAAAAAAUUUUACAAGGUUAUGAAGCGCAGAAUGAAAUGAUCUUUAAUAAACUGGACGUGUUGAUCGACCACUAUGAAAAGAGAAAUGAAUCGCUGAUAGUGGAAGGUGUGCAUCUUGAUACCAGAUUAAUUGUUAGACUAGUAAAGAAACAUCCGUCGUGUAUUCCAUUCCUAAUGUAUAUAAGUAACGAAGCUAAACACAAAGAAAGAUUUGCCAUCCGUUCGAAAUACAUGACACUCGAUCCACACCAAAACAAAUAUACAAAAUAUUUCAAGAACAUCCGUAUCAUCAAUGACUACCUGUGUCAAGGUGCCGAUUCAAUUUUAGUAAGUUCAACAACUUCACUUCAAUUCAUAUUAUAUUUAUAUUCAACAACAUUCUAUUCUACUUUCUACUUUUAG